Messenger RNA from Triticum urartu, 1373 nucleotides. Its product is annotated as protein CHUP1, chloroplastic. Gene Ontology annotation, cellular component: chloroplast outer membrane. The record is from RefSeq and is a predicted model, not a curated record. Gene Ontology annotation, biological process: chloroplast relocation. Lineage: Eukaryota; Viridiplantae; Streptophyta; Magnoliopsida; Poales; Poaceae.
AUGUGACCGGUAGGGUGAGGCAGACAGCGGAGACGUUCAACUGAUUCGUGUGCAAGAACACCACGCGAAGUUUUCAGGAACGAGGAAACGAUGGAGGAGCGGCUUGCCUCCAACAAGAGAGCUCCGAGGAAGCCGAAGCCGCCGCCGAGGCGGACCAAGCCCACCGUCCCCGCCGCACCCACCAGCAGCCCGUCGUUGACCUGCCCGCCACGCCCGCCAGGCGUUCCACCGCCACCUGGGCCUCCUCCGCGGCUGCCUGGAGGCCCUGUCCCGCCGCCGCCGUCUAUGAAAGUGCCCGGCAAGGGCCGUCUGCCUGUGGCUGUGGGCGGCGGCGGCGAAAGAAUGCGCCGCGCGCCCGAGAUCGUGGAGUUCUACCAGUCCCUGACCAGCCGCGGCGAGGCCAGGCAGGCUGGCUCCCGAGGCCCCAAGGCGUCCGGCGGGUCAACGGCUCCCAAGAGCGACUUGAUCGGGGAGAUCACCAAGAACUCCUCUCAUCUCCUUGCCGUUCAAGCCGAUGUGGAGACCCAAGGGGACUUUGUGCGAACCUUGGUCGCCGAAGUCCGGGAUGCGACCUUCGCGAGCAUCGAGGACGUCGUCGCGUUUGUGACAUGGCUCGACGAAGAGCUCUCCUUCCUGGUGGAUGAACAAGCAGUCCUGAAGCACUUCGACUGGCCGGAGAAAAGAGCAGACACAUUGCGAGACGCCGCUGCCAGGUACCAGGGCCUUCUGCAGCUAGAGAAGCAGAUAUCGUCCUUCGUCGAUGACCGCGCGCUCCACCGCGACGCAGCGCUCGGCAAGAUGUACUCCCUCUUUGAGAAAACAGAGAAGAGCGUCCACAAGUUCCUGCAAGAUAGGGAUGCCGCCGACACGAAGAACAAUCUCAUCUCAAGGUACAAGGAGCAAGACAUCCCAGUUGGCUGGAUGUCAGACGCAGGUUUAAUUGUCAAGGUCAAGUUGGCGUGCGUCAACCUCGCAAAGCAGUACAUGACGCGGGUGGUCUCGGAGAUCGAUGGUUUAAGAGGCAUCAACAAAGAUCACACCAGGGAAACAGCACUCUUCAAACGUCUGAAAGAGCAGAACAGUGAAGUGCUGCUCCAUCAGGGUGUCAGGUUCGCGUUCCGGGUUCAUCAGUUUACAGGCGGGUUCACUGCUCAGAGCUUGGGUGCUUUUGAUGAGCUAAAACGACGGCAUAAUGAUGGAACAACUUAACAGCGUGUACAGUGUCACAGUUUUUCGCUUCCAACAUCUCUAAGUAGGGGCUCUUCGAUUCAAAGGAUUGGCAAAAGCAUUUUGGAGGACUCUAACCUUGGGAGUUUUUCCUACGUGUGUUGUUUGAUUCGAAAGAAUACAAUCCAUAUGAUUUUUUCCCCUUA